AUGCUGAAGAGCGAACUAAUACCAAGAGAGUUUCUGCUAGAGGUCGUCGAGGACAUCAGAGGUAAGAUUAUCAGACUGGGUGGGCCGAUCCUGUUCUUAGUGGAGAUGUGGCACAGCACGAUGUUGGUGUCGCUGUACAAUUGGCAUGAGCAUGUUGAGCUAGAGCUGUACACUUGUGUGGAUAUCGAAGACGGGUAUCUGGGAGCUGAGCACUGUGGCUCUGUGGAUUGCGACGCGGAGAUCUUUGACCAUGGCGACACAGACGACCUCCCCAGUGAGCUGGACACAACAGACGAGCUGGAAAUUGUAGAUUCAAAGGAGUGCUGGCACUCGGCCCUGGCGCUGCGAACUCGUCGAUCAUCGCCUGAAGCGCUGUCGCUGAUUGGAUCCGACGCGCCACAUUUACGGCUGGCACAGCCUUUGCAACACCAUUUUGGAGCCUGGAACUCUUGCGCAGCAAAUUCCACUGUUGGUCGGCGUGUGAUUGUACUGGUCAUACCAGAACUGCUGGUGGUUUGCUUGGACGGCCUGAUCGCUUCCGUUGUUGAGCGCAUGCUUAGCCAAAUCGUCACUAUCAUACCCAUUACAACUAUGUCCAUCAGCGCAUUACUCAAGACCCAGACUUCUACUUAUCAUAGCCAGCCUAGCGUAUAA
This is a messenger RNA of Didymella exigua CBS 183.55, 654 nucleotides long. RefSeq lists its product as uncharacterized. The record is from RefSeq and is a predicted model, not a curated record. The coding region runs from base 1 to 654 and encodes 217 amino acids. The transcript has a single exon. Lineage: Eukaryota; Fungi; Ascomycota; Dothideomycetes; Pleosporales; Didymellaceae.